Messenger RNA from Cylicocyclus nassatus, 696 nucleotides. NCBI's taxonomy places the organism in Eukaryota, Metazoa, Nematoda, Chromadorea, Rhabditida, Strongylidae. The record is from the annotation of a GenBank genome assembly.
AUGCAUUCAUUCCAAGACAUUGCAGAGGGUUCAACAGUCGCCAUUGGAAACAUACUAAAGACUAGAUUUAUGUCGUCAGAAAGAUUUGGUCCUAAUGACAUUGCCAUCAAGAAAAUUGAAGGCGUGAAGGACCCCAAGGAAGUGACUGAAGAACAAUGGAAGAAAGUGCUUCCUGCUGAAGUUUACGACGUUACCAGGAAAGCAGGUACUGAAGCACCAUUUACUGGUGCUUUCGAUAAAUUCUUCGAGAAAGGCCGUUACGUUUGCCUUUGCUGCGGCGCAGAGCUCUUCAACUCUGAUUCUAAAUACUGGUCUGGUUGCGGAUGGCCUGCUUUCUCAAAAUCGGUCGAUAACGACAUGAAUAUCGUACGCAUUCCUGAUAACUCUCUCGGCCGACAAAGAACCGAAGUGCGAUGCAAAAAGUGUAACGCACACCUCGGACAUGUAUUUGACGAUGGUCCAGAGGACACCGGGGAACGAUACUGCAUCAACAGUGUCUGCAUGGCGUUUGAGAAGGCCGAAUGAAUUGCACAAUCCUACUAAUCAUCUCGCUAACCCUUCUACCUCUAAGACUCGACUGUUGACCCUCUUUCGUGCAGACCACCUCGAUGUUGAAUUAACAAGUCGGAUUAGUUUGACCUUAAUGUUGCAGUCACUUUUAAAAUGUACACAGUUCUUAUAUAUAAAGCUUACUAG